Molecule: messenger RNA, 871 nt
Organism: Striga hermonthica
Lineage: Eukaryota; Viridiplantae; Streptophyta; Magnoliopsida; Lamiales; Orobanchaceae
Source: the annotation of a GenBank genome assembly
AUGCCGCCACGUAGGGAACCCGAUCAUCAGGCUCCUACUCAGGCUAUGGUAGUUGCUCAGUUCCGCGACUAUCACGCCGAAAAGUUCUCAGGGCAGGGAGACCCCCGCAUCGUUGAUGAAUGGAUUCAGGGGUUGGAGUUUAUCUUUGAGGUUAUGGAAUGCCCCGAUAGGUAUCGCGUAGUUUGCACUCAGCUUCAGCUCACUGGUGAUGCAAGGCUCUGGUGGAACGCCUACUGGAGCAUGCGUCCCGGUGAAAAGGCGGGUUGUACAUGGGACAUGUUCAAGGAGCUAGUCCGCGACAAGUACUACCCUUCCUACUAUCGGGCAGAGAUGGAGCACCAGUUCUUAGCGCUUCAGCAGGGAACUCGUACUGUUGAUGAGUACGAGCGAGAGUUCACUAGACUUGCAGGUUUCGCACUGGAUCUUGUUCGCACGGAGGCCCAGAGAGCGCAGCGGUUCAUUGACGGACUUUACCCAGCAGUCCGUCAUAACAUCGUGGGACACGGGACUCAGACUUACUCUCGUGCCGUUUCUAUCGCCCAGGAGGUGGACGCUAGCAUUAGGAGGAAGGCCGUUCGUGAGCAGUUCCAGCCAUCUGCCCCAGCUCAGCCAUAUGCAGCUCCACCAGCUCUACCAGCCCCUCAGCCAGCAAAGGAGAAGAAGAGGAAGGGAAAGGGUGCACCGACUGACCGGAGGAUGCGACAGAGACAGCAGCCGAUUCCACCGUGCCCGACUUGUGGUCGACUUCAUCGUGGAGAGUGCCGUAUGCGACAGGACAUCUGCUACUAUUGCCAUGAGCCGGGUCAUUUUGUGAGUCGCUGUCCGAAGAGACUCCAGCAGCAGCCUCAGCAGCCACCACAGCAGCAGCCAC